CAAAAUCAAAUGAAUGAAGUGAAUGCGACAUUGCAGAUCAGUGGCGUAGAAGUUCUUGCCAGACAGAUUAACAAGGCAGAGGACAAAUUCGAGAGUUUUGCAGUGUCUAUAAAUCAAACGUUCAACAAUGUUCGAGAGGAUCUGAGCGAUUUAAACUGUACUCUUUUGUCGAAAGUGCUUUCAAUUAAUUAUCAUAGUUGCUGGGACAUUUCACGGAAUUGUCCGAGCUCAAAAGGAAAAGAUGGUUUAUACAGAAUAUCAGUAGGCUCUGAGGUCAAGUCUGUUUACUGUGACAUGAGUACUGAUGGAGGAGGAUGGACGGCUAUACAAAGAAGACAAGAUGGAUCUACAGAUUUUUACCGGACAUGGUCGGAAUAUAAACAAGGAUUUGGGGAUCCAUCUGCAAACUACUGGAUUGGAAAUGACGAAAUCUAUGAGUUGACAAACAACAAGGACCAGGAACUCCGGGUUGAGCUACAGAGGUUUAAUGGUGAUACAGCAUACGCUCAGUACUCCACGUUUUAUGUCGGGGACGAGGACACUAAAUACAAACUCACUGUGUCCGGGUUCUCAGGAACGGCAGGUGACAGUUUGACUUAUAACAGUGGAUCUAGAUUUACUACUAAAGACCAGAAGAACGACGGGUAUAGUGGUGUUAACUGUGGGACAUUAUUUCACGGAGCCUGGUGGUACAGAUCCUGUACCCUAUCAAACCUUAACGGAGAGUUCGGACAGUCUGGUGUGUCUGGUGGUAAAUACACGACGUGGUAUUACUGGAAAGGAAAUGAAGCAUUAAAACAGACUGUGAUGAUGAUCAGACACAGGAACUAG
Saccostrea cuccullata (small rock oyster) is the source of this 831-nucleotide messenger RNA. Its product is annotated as fibrinogen-like protein A. The transcript has 5 exons. Lineage: Eukaryota; Metazoa; Mollusca; Bivalvia; Ostreida; Ostreidae. The record is from RefSeq and is a predicted model, not a curated record. The coding region runs from base 10 to 831 and encodes 273 amino acids.